Dentiscutata erythropus is the source of this 1440-nucleotide messenger RNA. The record is from the annotation of a GenBank genome assembly. Lineage: Eukaryota; Fungi; Glomeromycota; Glomeromycetes; Diversisporales; Gigasporaceae.
AUGGAAUUGAAAAAAUCGGUUCUCAUUGGCAUAGGUGUUCUCGGUGCGAUCGGUAUUGGCUAUGUCGUAUACUGGGAUUAUAUGAGACACAACAACAAAGAAUUCCGAAAUAAAUGGAAACGUGGAAGAAAGAAAUCAGCCAAACGUAGGAAAGCUGCAGUCGAGGUCGCCAAAGAUCGAAUAACUAAUUUCGUUAAGAAGGCCGUUGAUGAAGUCUCUAAAGAAAGUUUCCCUACCGAUGUCACUGCUAAAGAAAAAUACUUCAUGGAUCAAGUGUCCAAUGGUGAAACUUUACUUGCUGAAGGUAAAGAGCGUCAUUUGGACGCUGCUCUCUGCUUCUAUAAAGCUUUAAAGGUGUAUCCUAAUCCUGUUGAAUUGAUAAUGAUAUACCAAAAAACCAUUCCUGAAGCAGUUGUUAAUGUGAUUUACGAAAUGAUGAGUUUUGAGGUAAAGAAAAAAAAGGCAGAGUAUUUUGAAAAUUUUCCACCGAGAGAUAUGAAUGUUAGAGUAGAAAAGAUCAGCGAAAGUUCGUCUUCGGACGAUCAUAUUCGUCGCGGUCUUUUUGCUACAAAGGACUUUUGGCCCGGUGACGUUAUCUUUGAUGAGCAACCUAUUGCCUCAGCGCUUGAUCCUGAUCUUGAGACUGGUGAUUAUUGUAGUUAUUGUCUCAAAGAACUUUCCGGUGACCCAAUCAACGAUGAUACUGAUCUAUUUGAAGCAGUCUAUUGCUCAAAAACAUGUCAUGAAAAAGCUAUGAGUGAAUAUGCUACACUUCUUUUCACUAAUCGUGAUAAAACCGGCAAAGAAAGUAAGGAAUCUCAACUUGUACAUUUGGUAAAAUCUGGAAAUGUCAAAUAUCCAUUGAUGAUCGCUCGAUUUUUGGCUAAAAUGGUUCAUGAGGAAACACAAAAAGUAAUCACAGGUGAAGAAGAAGAAUAUAGUACUUGGGAUCAUAUUGAACGAUUACCAUUGUUAAAUGUACCUCCUAAUGACAAAGAGACUAAUGAGAUUAAGCUGUUAAGAGAAUUGUUUGCUGCAAAAGUUCCUGGGAUGGAAGAGUUCAUAUCUGAAGAAAGGUACUUAAUGCUUAAAGGCAAGCUUAUGUAUAAUUCUUUUGGUAUAAGUACCACGCGUGAAAUAAGAGAGAAUACUCAGGAGAUGGUUCGCACAAGUGAAUCAUCAGUGAUCGGCGCCGGUUUUUAUCGUGUUGCCUCCUAUAUGGUUCACUCAUGUGACCCAAAUAUUAUGAUCAAUUUUCCGAAUCGAAAUAAUGUUAUAUCAGUUGUUGCCACUAAGCAAAUUAAGGCUGGAGAAGAAUUAAAAACUAGUUACAUUAGAGUGGGUAAUAGAACUUUAGAAAGUCGACGUAAUGAAUUGGAAUCAAAAUGGAAGUUCCGAUGUACUUGCGCAAAAUGUUUAUCAGAAUCAACUAGUGAUUGA